GGUCAUCCUCGCAAGCUCAAGGAAACUAUCCCUGCUACACUGCUGCAUCCAGCCUUUGGUCAAUUUAUCAAUGACAGCCAGACUCACACAACAACUGAAGAUGACAACAAUAUCGUCCAUGAACUCGCAAAUGUGAUGUUGGCAUUUUAUAAAGAUGAAAAAAGCGAGUGGAAGCACAAAGUGCAAGACACUGCAUAUGCGAUGGACGCAGAUAUGUUCAUCGACAUUCAUAACCAUCAUCAUCUAUUUGUUAUUGCUAAAUUCAAGAACAAAGCUGCAACCUCCAAUUCAGAACCAUAUCUCCAGGCUCUCUCAUACUACCUGGAGUCAAUAAGAACCUAUGCACCUAGGAUGUCUGAGUCUGCUUUACCAUGUUUGCUGCUGAUACAUUUUGGU
Molecule: messenger RNA, 396 nt
Organism: Suillus fuscotomentosus
Lineage: Eukaryota; Fungi; Basidiomycota; Agaricomycetes; Boletales; Suillaceae
Exons: 2
Source: RefSeq, a predicted model, not a curated record